Messenger RNA from Lethenteron reissneri (Far Eastern brook lamprey), 2560 nucleotides. RefSeq names its product delta(14)-sterol reductase LBR-like. The record is from RefSeq and is a predicted model, not a curated record. Gene Ontology annotation, biological process: cholesterol biosynthetic process. Gene Ontology annotation, molecular function: Delta14-sterol reductase activity. NCBI's taxonomy places the organism in Eukaryota, Metazoa, Chordata, Hyperoartia, Petromyzontiformes, Petromyzontidae. Gene Ontology annotation, cellular component: nuclear inner membrane; endoplasmic reticulum membrane.
CGAGUUUCGCGCCCAACUUCGCGAGAAGGAAGUCGGUUGGUGGAGGCGUAAAUUUCGCGGGAUUUCUGUUUUUAUUUUUUGUUUUAUUUCGCUUCAGUUUUUUUUCCGUCUCAAGCCGAAGCCAAAGGUGCGGGCGAACGUUGACGUAAAAUAACGCGCAGGAAAAUGGUGCACAGCAAGUUCACGAUAGGCGAGGAGGUGAUGGCGCGCUGGCCCGGCAGCUGCAUGUGGUAUAAGGUGCAGGUGCUGUCCUACAGCGAAGGAAGUAGCAUCUAUAACGUCAAGUAUGAGGACGGAACCGAGCUGGAGCUGGAGCCGAGCUCCAUCAAGAAGAUCGGGUCGUUCCGUACACCCCGGAAGUCUCGCUCUCGCUCGCGCUCCAAGUCCCCGGGUCGGCGAUCCAAUUCGCCCGGGAGGCGAUCCAAUUCGCCCGGGAGGCGCCCCCGCGCUCGCUCCCCAAUCCGUUCCCCCAAAGAGAACGAUGAGGAAGCCAAGAGCAGCAGGGCCACCAAGCGAGAAGAGGAGCCCAUCCAGACUACCACCAACCACACGGCCGUCAAGCAGGCUAUCACAAAAGUGAAGGAAAUCAGCAAAGAAAACAAUGGUGCGGAAACUGGGAAGCAAGCGGCCGUCAUCGUGAAGGAAAAGGUGAUGAAUGAGGAAAAGGCGAUGAAGGAGAAGAAGAAGAUGGGUGCCGUGGCGAGCGAGAGCAGCCCGUUAGUCAUUUACCGCCUCAGGAGUCGGCAGGGCAUCAAUCAGCCCAAGGAGACGCCCCCCGUGGAACUUCCCAAGUUGUCCUCAAAACCGGAAGAGAUCUGCCCUGAGCCGGGGCUCGGGGUGACGUUCGGCACGGCGCUGCUGCCGCUGGCUCUCCCGCUGGUGCUGCUCUACGUCCUGCAUGUGUGCUGCUCGGACGGCUGCAGCCUGCUGUCCCCCCCCGCCCCGCCCCCGGGCCUGGCCUCGCUGUGGGACAUGUGCACGUUGGUUCUCUGCCUUGGCUGGUGUCUCUUCCAGGCCCUGCUCUGCCGCCUGCCCCUUGGAAAUGUCACGGAGAGGGUGCCACCAAACACGGAGCAGCGGUUGAAGUACAGGCUGAAUGGGAUCCACGCCCUGGUGUUGAGCAUCGCAGCAUUCAGCCUCGCCAAGUACAAGGAGGCCUACGUUGCCUUUGUUCACGACAAGUUCCUGCAGCUGGCCGUGUCGGCUGUGCUGCUUGCCUACCUGCUCUCCGCGUACCUGUUCGUGCGCGCACGUUGUGCCUCGCACAUUGCUGUCGCCACUACCAGACGCCCCGGAAACAUCUUUUACGACUUCUUCUUUGGACGCGAGCUGAAUCCCCGGAUUGGAAACAUGGAUCUCAAGAGUUUCUUUGAAUUGCGGCCUGGAUUUAUUGGCUGGGCCAUCAUCAGCCUGGUCAUGGUUCUUCAAGACCUCCAGAAGAAUGAGGCGUUCUCGCCUGCCCUACUUCUCUACGUUGCCUUACAGUUCAUCUAUGUGGCUGACGUGUUGUGGAACGAGGAGCGCAGUCUAUCGACGGGCGACAUCCCGCACAAACACUUUGGCUUCCUGCUGGCCUUUACCAACCUGGCGUGGAUACCUUUUGCUUCGAGCCUGCCGGCCUACUACCUGGUACACCACCACCAGGAGCUCACCGCCUACUGGGCCGCAGCGAUUUGCCUGCUGUACCUUGUGGGCUAUGUCAUCUCCCGGAGGGCGCACACGCAGAAGAAUGCUCAGAGCGACAGUGCCGGAGAUCGUGGGAAAUCUGCUGACAGCCGGAGUUCACCGGUGCUGGGCUGGUGGAGCCGCCUGCGCCACCCGGAGCGUCUAGGCGAGCUCUUGAUGUUGCUUGCAUGGAGCCUGCCCUGCGGCUUCAGCCACCCACUGCCAUACGUCCCUGUCGCGUACUCCCUGGUGAUGCUGCUGCAUCGUGAGGCGUGGGGAUGACCGCCAGGGCUGUCCCAGCUCUCCGUCCUGUGUAUACUAACCUACUCCCCUUCGUCUGUGCGAGACAAACAUACACCUGUGUGUAAGUGGGAAUGUGCAGACAUGUGUAGUGUCUGCACGAGAGCUUCUGAGGUUUUAAAUUAUCUUUCCGCUAUUUAAUGAGUGGCAAAUAUUCAGUGUUUUUUCAAAGUGUUGCCAUUAAGGGUUGACGCAUCCGCAAUCAAAAGAGCUCUUGUAGACCCGUACCUGGGUUGCACGUCACAAGUUGUCCAACACAAGUUUUAAGAUUUCUUAAUGAGAAAAAGUAUUUUCAAGUGGAAUUCGGCGACACUGUAGUAGUGGGUCCAGUGAAAUUGCAGCAGGGUGACACAAGUCACUGCUGGAGUCCUCAGACAACUCGCCUGAAAGUCACUUGCAAUUUUUAUAACAAAGUUUUUUAUACUCAUGUUGGACAGCCUGGGUAGGUUUUUUUGGAUUGCGUCUUUUAUAUUUUUUUAAGUACGCAAGUAUUGUCACUGAUCUCAACUCGUUUCUGGCUUAGCAACACUCAAAACCUCUCGGAUUUUUAUUGCCUCUACUUUUUAUAAACACAAAACAUCAAUUUACAUCAUCA